Messenger RNA from Fonsecaea nubica, 3150 nucleotides. RefSeq lists its product as hypothetical. Gene Ontology annotation, molecular function: RNA-directed RNA polymerase activity. NCBI's taxonomy places the organism in Eukaryota, Fungi, Ascomycota, Eurotiomycetes, Chaetothyriales, Herpotrichiellaceae. The transcript is spliced from 2 exons. Bases 1 to 3150 code for a protein of 1049 amino acids. Gene Ontology annotation, cellular component: nuclear RNA-directed RNA polymerase complex. The record is from RefSeq and is a predicted model, not a curated record. Gene Ontology annotation, biological process: siRNA processing.
AUGGAGGUAUCCAUUGCGAAUCUUGACUCAAGGUUUACCAGAGACAAGUUGAGAGAGUCCUUGACUCCUAUCCUCUCCGAAUCUCAAAUAUAUGUCUUCGAAGUCCGGAAAGCGAUUGGGAAGACAUUCGCAACUCUCACCAUUGCAGAUGCUCUCAAAGCACGGAGCCUUUUGUCCAAAGCGCGUGCUUACCCAAAUCUCCUCUUAUCUCCAUCUGGGCGACCUGCAGUGUUCGAUGUGAGUCGUAGACGGGCGGAUCCUCACUGGCUGCGUGUGCUGCACAAGGAAGAGAAGGACCGUCAGAGCCUCCAAGCAAGGCAGAAGUCUUCGAAGCUGGCCCCAGAAGCCCCAGAAGGCGAAAAAGACAGGGAUCUGAAAAUUACGACACUGCGCUGCGGCCGAUGGGAGGCAGCGACUGGAAAGACUACAUUCGUGCCUUAUUUCGAGGUCCGUACAGAUGGCAAGCUGACGAGGGAGACACGAGCACUGGUGGUACAAGUUACCGCCACUCCUUCCAAGCGCCACGAUCUAGUAAUGGAUCUGUACUCCAUCCUCGCUCUGGCUGUAUCACCGGGGAAAUCCUACAGUACUUUGACCAUCACGCUGAAAACUGCACCAAAAAUCUACGAGCAUGAGGCCCCUGCAGCGACUCCCGACCUACCUGAGCUGUUUGAAGCUUUACACCUACACUCGCAACCUUCCAGGAGGUUUCGUGAGUGCACAUUGCCAGGCACCGAUUCUGGCGUCGUCGGAAGCUGCCUGACAUACAGCAUGGUUGUGUUAGCAGGAGCUGCUAACCUGCAACGCCGCGUCAAAGCAAUGACUUACCAUCGAUUUCCUAUCACAAAUCUGCCAGCCACUUCUCCUUUCCGACAAGCCAGCUUCUCAAGACAAUUGUCCAGUCUGAAUUCACAUGUUGCGGCACUAAACUGCUCUUUCGCAUGGAGGUUUCAAAUACACGGAUUGUGGGCCAACGGCGUCCUCUCUCCAGCGGACGUCCAGUUCCUCCUGCCCGCGAUGCGUGACUUGGUAGCUCGGUCAGGCGAACAGACAAUGAUUUCGGUUGUGCGACGACUUAAUCUACAACUCUUUCAUAACGAUGCCACCACUGACCAGAAACACAGCGCUGUAAACAUUGCGUUAAACAGUCUUCAACAAGACGCGAAUCUUUUACUUGACUACGAUACCGCGCAAAGUUCUUCGCAAGACUUGGUGUCGACUCACCACGUCACUGUCACUCCUACUGGCAUAUACCUGUAUGGUCCAGAGCUCACCACGUCGAACCGUGUCUUGCGACAAUACCGUACACAUUCUGACUGCUUUCUCCGGGUUCUGUUUUCCGAAGAGGAUGGAUCACGCGUAGAGUUUGAUAGGGACACUUCCAAUGAGCGAGUCCUGCAGGGUCGUUUCAAGUCACUUCUUCGUAAUGGCUUGAACAUUGCCAACGAACACUUUGACUUCCUCGGUUUCUCGCACUCGUCCUUGCGGUCACAAACAUGUUGGUUCAUGCGACCUUUUGUCCAUGAUGGCUCUUUGCUAUUUGCAAGAGACCUCAUCAGCAAGCUUGGAGACUUCAGCGUGAUCAGGUGUCCGGCCAAAUGUGCGGCACGAAUUGGUCAGGCAUUCUCUGAGACCACAUCGGCUAUAUGGGUGCAUCCGGACAUCGUCCGAGUGGACCCAGACGUCAAGUUUGGACAAUAUUUGUUCACGGAUGGUUGUGGUACAGUUUCAAGGACCACCUGGAAACGGCUGAGGGGCAAUGUGCCGUCCCGCGAUCAACCUACUUCCUACCAGAUUAGGUACAAGGGUGCCAAAGGAAUGCUUACACUCGACACGCGCCUGGAGGGAGAGCAGAUACAUCUACGAGAAUCAAUGGUCAAGUUCAGCGGUAGCCCAUCCGACGAGAUUGAAAUCUGCGGCUCUAAUCUUCGGCCACUCCCUUUCAAGCUGAACCGCCAAAUUAUCAAAAUCCUGGAGGACCUUGGGGUCCCUGACUCGGCGUUUGAAAGGCUGCAAGAACAGGCUAUGCAGCGACUACGUCUCAGCGCCUCCUCCAAAUCUGUUGCUCUUGCCUUUAUCAACGAACACCUCUCCGAUGGUAAUAGCGGAUUGCCCAGGCUUCUCAAAUAUCUAGAUCGCAUUGGCGUUGAUGCCACGGGGGACAGCUUUUUGAGGGAUAUCCUGGGAGCACUAUUACAAGUCCAGCUCCGAGAGAUCAAAUAUCGGAGUCGCAUCCUGGUCCCAGAAGCUCUCACGCUCUACGGGAUCAGCGACGAAACUGGGGGGCUAGAGGAAGGCGAGGUCUUUGUGGCCUUUUUUGACAAGAGGACCGGAAGCCAUUCCUGCUUGAGUGGACGUGUGGCUGUCACGCGGUCGCCUGCUCUACAUCCUGGCGAUGUUCAACUUGUUCAAGCCGUGGCACCACCUGACGGGUCUCCACUCUGGAACCUCCAAAACAGCAUUGUCUUCAGCCAGCGGGGUACUCGCGACCUACCCAGUAUGUUGAGUGGCGGCGACCUAGAUGGUGAUCUCUUCAACGUCAUCUACGAUGACGAGCUCUUGCCCAAGAAGACUGUCAUUCCCGCUGCAUAUCUGCCAGUGGUGCCUAUGGACAUUGGCCGGGCAGUCACUGCUGACGACAUGGCAGGGUUCUUCGUAGACUUUAUGCAAAAUGACCAACUUGGGAGGAUCGCCAGUCUCCACCAAGUCUUCGCUGACCUUGACGGCACCCUCUCAGACAAGUGCCUCCUGCUCGCGGAGUUACAUUCCAACGCCGUGGACUUUUCCAAGAGUGGCGUCGCCGUGGACACCAAGCGGAUCCCGCGAGGCCCCGAGUAUAGACCUGACUUUAUGGCUCCAAGUGCAAGUAUCAAGGUCGAGCGAGGGAUCAAAAGACCUGAAGAAGAGACACCUAUGCCAGAUGGCCGCCAGCGCUAUCGCUACUACGAGUCGGAUCGGAUUUUGGGUCGUUUGUAUCGAGCCGUGAACGAGGAUGCCUUCUUUGACGACCUCGAGGACGAUACCUCCUCGCUAUUCAGCAACCCUGCUACCGAUGAAGUAUUGAGAGACGUUUGCGACUGGGUGGAGAAUCAUCUCGGCUACUCCCGUAUUGAGACCUUUCUUGCCGCCGCGAGGGAAGUGAGAGACUAG